Messenger RNA from Gilbertella persicaria, 531 nucleotides. RefSeq names its product HSP20-like chaperone. The record is from RefSeq and is a predicted model, not a curated record. Gene Ontology annotation, biological process: response to heat; protein complex oligomerization; response to hydrogen peroxide. Lineage: Eukaryota; Fungi; Mucoromycota; Mucoromycetes; Mucorales; Choanephoraceae. The coding region runs from base 1 to 531 and encodes 176 amino acids. The transcript is spliced from 2 exons.
AUGGCUCUUACUCAUCGCUUAUUCUCUGACGCUUUACGUGACAUGCAACAAGCUAUGGCUGUCUUUGACCAGCCUUUCUUCAGUCCCAUUUUCAACAAGGAAAUUAGUAGCAACUUUGGUCGAUUAAACUCUCAAGCGAACAACUAUGUCUCUUAUCCUGCUACAGAUAUUGUAGAAAACCCCGAAUCUUAUGAACUCCAUGCUGAAAUUCCCGGUUAUAACAAAAAGGAUAUCAAGAUUGAAGUGAACGAUGGUCGUACUCUUGUCUUGAGCGGUUCUACAAAGAAAGAAAAGGAUGCAGAUAAUGAGCAACAUGUCAUUCAAAAGACAACAGAAGAUGAAAGCCAAGUUGUUCAACAUAGUCCUAAAUGGUGGGUCAACGAGCGUGUUGCUGGUUCUUUCUCGAGAUCAUUUAGUUUCCCUCAUCAGAUUGAUACUGAACAAAUUAAGGCCUCUUAUGAAAAUGGUGUUCUGAAAAUUGUUAUUCCCAAGAAUACUAAGAGUCAGUCCAGACUUGUGGACAUUGAUUAA